ACGAACACCAGAAAAUGACGUCAGACUCUAGGCCCUCGGCGAUGGGCGAGGCCGAUCAACUUCGACCACUGCACUAACAUCCUUUGGUUAAAUAGCUGCAAGAACGUUAUUAAUCGCUAACGUUGUCCGAUAUCCCUGAAGCUCGACUUACUCAAUCUUCUCAUACGCUUCUUGCAUUACCCUUAGUACUCUUUCUUUUAGCCACAUACUCCUUCGACGACACAACGUAUACAAUAUGAAUUCUGGCUCGCUUUCCGUUAGCAACCCCAAGGUCCAAGAAGACGACCUUACCUAUGGGGACCAGCCCACGGGUCCCGGUGAAUCCGCCGAGAACCCCGGUGGUGUUUUUCCUCAAGUCGCCCCCGAACCCGCCGGUUCCGCCAAACAAAACCGGGUGGAUCAGCCCAUGACCGGUGGGGUUGCAGGAGGAUCUCAAGCCGAGGCCGUCCCGCAAGCGGCAGGGGGUGUACCAGGGACGGGCGGGCCUAGUGAUACGGCUACUGACCCGAGGGUGGUCUUUUCGAACCCUAUGAUGUUCUCGGAACUCAUGAUCAAGAUCGACCACUCGCUCACCGAGGCCAUCAACGCCAUCGAGGAUGAGAGCGGUUCGGGCCUCUCGGAUGUGGGGAGGGCUCUGCAGGAAAAGUUCAAAGGGUGGAGACAAGAGGUCGACGAUAUGCGACGGGGCAAGCCGGUGGCCUCGAAACACGGACAUUCGGUUACCAAGACCGAUGGCGGCGAAGGCGGUCUCUACACCGACUGAACGAGCACAGGAUCAUCGGAAGAAUAGACAUGAGACGAGCUCCACUGACGGAAAUCAAUACGACGAGUACUCUGUAUACUUAGAGCGAAUUUUGAAGCAUGUAAUACUUAGGAUGGAGACUGUUCGACCUGAGGAACAGAUGCGCCUCACAGAGGUAGCUGAACGGACAUGACGACGUUCUGGCUGUCAUGAGACGUGACCAGCGCAGAUGACCAACUGCUCUCAUCUCAUCAUCACCCCUACUUCGCUGUAUUACCGGUCGAUUCGAUUCUAUGUGAGGAAGGGGGACAAUGAAU
Messenger RNA from Filobasidium floriforme, 1059 nucleotides. RefSeq lists its product as uncharacterized. The record is from RefSeq and is a predicted model, not a curated record. Lineage: Eukaryota; Fungi; Basidiomycota; Tremellomycetes; Filobasidiales; Filobasidiaceae. The transcript has 5 exons. The coding region runs from base 236 to 763 and encodes 175 amino acids.